UUCAUCGUUCCACUCAGAAUCUAAAAUAAUUGUAAACAAUAAUAAUCUGUAUUAAUUACAUUUCAACGAUAUAAUAUGAUCACCUUGAUGAUAAACGUGUGUAUAAUUUUUAUUAUUGACACAAACAUAAUACCCAGUACAAUAUAUUAUUGUAGUAGUCCAACUGAUUGUUUGAGGCAGUCAAAUACCGAAAAAAUAUUUAUACGACCAUAGUCUAUGACACACUCUGCUCGGUCACAAUUCGACACGUUGGAAUUACUUCCGUUCUACAUAACAUUAUGUGUGUUUUUAUAUUAAUUUAAAGUUACGAUGCAAAUACGGACCACCUACGUACGAAACUACAACUAUAGGUACCUACUAUUGGCGCGACGAGAAUUUUCGAAAAAAAUCUUGAUUUGACUUAAAUGCUCAAUCGCGCGCGCGUUGCACAGGAGGGGUUUCAAUGCGUUAUACAUGAACCACCAUAAUAUUAUGUUCCAUAAUAAUAUAAUAUUAUAUUAUAGCUAUGGAUCGUUUAUUACGCCAUAAAAAUGUUUGAAAAUAAAAUAACGAAAUUUAUGGCAGCACGCCGGAAAGAAAAAAAACGUCAUUAUUAAUAAAACGACAGUAAUAACGAUGACAUUCAAACGUAUUAUUAUACUGCAGUAUAUAUAUUAUAUUACUAUACCGAGGUUUAAGAUUCAGUUGGGAGCUUAUACUAUGAAUAGGUUUUUAGCCAACAUUAUGAUUUGUAUAUUAUUGUUAUUGUCAAUACUAUAUCAAUACUAUAUUCCAUGCGUACCUAUACACCUAUAGUGUCCUUGUAUAAUAUUAUUAUUAUAAUAGUCCAUAUAAUAGGUACGUACCAUACCAAAACCAAACUCUUUCAGUGUACGGGAUCACAAUAAGCAUAUAAAAAUUAUAUAUUUUUUCAAGUGUCGUAUUUUCACUGACAUUUUUAACUCGAUACUGAUGAUCAUUUUUACAGUUGUUUCUUUCGAACCGAUAUAGAUUUGAACACACAUGGACACUUAUACACUAUACAUAUUAUGUGUAUAAUAUAGGGGAUUCACUCUAUGUAAACUGUCACACGCGAAACGAUUAAGUUUGAUGAGCCCGUAAUAUAUUACACGUAUUUAACACGAAAUGUGAUUUAUUAGUCAGUAAUAAACGGCCUCCGAUCAGAAUGGUUUUUCAAACGCAAUUAUUCAUGAUCAGACAUAAUAUUGGAUCAGACAUAUUGGUUCACGUCUAAAAUGACAACCCUUCAUGUCACGGCCCACCCACAGUGAGCCGAUGAUAUACUGCAGUAUGCGUGCGAAGUGUCCAUCAUUAACACCAAACAUUUUAAACUCUCAUAAUUUAUAAUAAUAUUAUCGUUUUUGCGUAACUAUCAAACUAACACGAAUAUCAAUAAUAGAUAAUAUUCCAAAUUUAAUGACGUUGUCUUGUAAUAUUUAUCACUUUAAAUCUUUUACGUGUUUGUACUUUGGAUCAGCGUUUCUCGACCUGUGAUACGCACGUACCACUAGUGGUACGUGGAAAGCUCAUAAGUGACGUGCAAAAGGAUGGACCGGAGCCAGAGUUUUUGAAUCCCAUGGAAAAUGUCACCGUUGCUUUGGGGCGGGAAGCGAUUUUGGUGUGUUCGGUGAAAAACAUCGGAGAACACAAAGUUGGCUGGUUAAAAGCAGAAGAUCAGACCAUACUAAGCUUACAUGAACGUGUGGUUACCGAAAACCGAAGGAUAGAUAUAGAUGUGGAUAACAACACAUAUUGGAGACUCAAGAUUCGGCAACUACAAAGAUCCGACAAAGGAUGUUAUAUGUGUCAGAUUAACACGCAUGUUAUGAAGAAACAAAUUGGUUGUGUAGACGUGAAAGUUCCACCGGACAUCAAAGACGAAGAAACCAUAUCUGAUAUCACUGUGAAUGAAGGUGAAAACGCUACGUUGGCGUGUAAGGCCAAAGGCAAUCCACUACCAAGAAUUACUUGGAAGCGAGAGGAUGGUCAUAAAAUAGCUAUAAGAAACAAAUCGAAAAAAACAUUAAUGGAUAAGGUACGUGGAGAACCGCUGUUGCUCAACAAAGUAGACCGCAGUCAGAUGGGACAUUAUUUGUGCAUAGCGUCCAACGAUGUACCGCCGGCUGUUAGCAAGAGGAUCACGUUAAAUGUUAACUUUUCUCCAGUAGUCUGGGUGACAAAUCAGAUAGUAAGUGCACCACUUAAAACACACGUGCGACUGGAGUGUUUUGUAGAAUCGUUUCCCAAUUCCGUCAAUUAUUGGUCCAAUGAAAAAGGAGACAUGAUUCUUCAAGGACCAAAGUACUAUAUAGAAGAAGUUAAAACCAACUACAAAGUAAAUAUGUAUCUCAAUAUUCAGAAUUUGGAUACAAGUGAUCUGGGAGCGUACAUAUGUUUGGCGAGAAAUUCUAUGGGACACGCGAAUAGUUCAGUACGAGUACACAAGAUAAUAUUGCCGACGACUACCGUUGCACCAACUACAUCCACGACAACCGCCGCCACCACUACCACAACCACAACGACGUUACCGUCUACCACAAGAUCGGUCGCUACCUCGACAGUGAUACCAUCACCAGCAACAAAAUGGAAAAGCUAUACAAUAUCUGGUGACCGGAAAUCAGGAGGCAAAAUGGAUGACAAAACCGGUCUGCGGAUGAACGGCAUCGAGUCGGCUGGUGAGAUGGAGACGAAAAGCAGCAGCCACCGGGCAAGUCGCGGUUCGAGUCGGGUCCGCCGGUCAAUGGUCAGCCAAUCUGUGAGCAUCGCGGCUGAGCUGGCGUUCCUGGCCGCCGCCACUGCCAGCUGGUCGACAGGCUGUCCAGUGGACGCCGCCAUAGGUGGACUGGUGUCGCUAGCGCUUGCCGUUUCGCCGCCACUGAUCCUGUGGCUCCUGAACUGAACCCUAUGAGGAGACGUACACAACUACUGAUGCCACUACAGGCCGCACACUAAAGGGGCGUACACAAGUGGCGUGUGUUGAGACGAAACCCGAAAUCGGACUUUGAAACAUUUUGUCGUUUUAAACAUGUUUUUUUAUUUUUCUCCACCAUCCCCUUAUCCAUAGAAGAAUACCGCGUAUUACGUCACUGGCCACCAAACCGACGUCACCACAUUACCGUGACCGCUAGGUACCUAACGGCCGUGGUAUAUGUGGUCACAGCCUUCCCACCCGCCAAUCUUCUACCAAUAAUAAUGAUACUAAUUAAAUUUCAUUACGUCUGCGUGUUCGGGUAUGCGAUUGAAACCAAAUUAACGUGAUCGCCGAUAAGUAUGCGUACACAAAACAUAACCUGGGUUGCGGUUAAACGUUGUUGAAUCGUCAUCUCUAUAAUGUUUAAUGAGUACGUUUUUACAUCCACAUAAAAUCCGUUAGGUAUUAUAAUCUGUGCUGUAAUAACAUUCAGUUGUUUGAUUCGAAAUAUUUACAAUCACAUUACCGUUUGACGUGUUAACAUUUAUACACCUUGAACAAUUAAUUCAGAAGUCACUUACAUUUAUUCGAUUGAUUUCAAACGAAUUCACAUGAUACCUGUUAACUCAUUCUUUUGGUUUUCAUCGAUAAUCAUUUUUUUUUUGAAAAAUUGACGUUCAAUCUAUAACAAAGAUCAUAAAAUAGGAAAAUGGUUAUAACGUAUAUCGUCUUUGCUCGUUCGUUACGGACUUAUAAUAUGUUAUCUUUUGGAUCGUAUCAAAACUGAAACCUUGUCAACAUUUUACCGGUAUAGAAACUAAUUCAACAACUUGGAACACUUGUUAAUCACGAUAUCCGUCGAACAAACUUUUUCUGGUAAUUGGAACAAUUGAAAUUUUUAAUAAGUGACCCACUACUACACACCUGUUAUUUUUGUUUUGUAUGUUUCAUCAUAUUUUCUGGCUAAUCGUAAUGAUCCAAUAUUAACCUUUCACAAAACUAACAAAAACUUACGCUGCAAUAAAAUUCCUGUAACGAUUGAGAAUAAAAUUGCUCAAACGUAAUCGUAAAAAAUGUCCAAUUUACGACACGGUUUUUUUGUGUUUAUAUCGAGUUACAUAAUAUUUUUUUUUUCAUAAUUACACCGAAUUUUAUUGAAUUCGUUUGACAUUCCUUGACAAACAUUUUUGCUGAAAAUUCUUAAAUGUUCAUUAAAUGUUUUCCCAUAUCUUAGUGAAUCAUGAAAUAUUUUAUUUGUUAUUGUUUUUAAUUUUGAUAAUGUACAAAAAUAUUAAGUUAAGAACUGUACCAUGUGUAAAUACCAUAUCAAUGUUAUACCUGUAUUGUAUUAUUUAGCCGGAAGUUUAUUAAUAAUAAUUACUAUACGUGAA
Molecule: messenger RNA, 4302 nt
Organism: Acyrthosiphon pisum (pea aphid)
Lineage: Eukaryota; Metazoa; Arthropoda; Insecta; Hemiptera; Aphididae
Product: lachesin
Exons: 11
Coding region: 1577-2899 (440 amino acids)
Cellular component (GO): neuron projection
Source: RefSeq, a predicted model, not a curated record